AUGCCUUCCUUCACCGUCUUCAAAGGGCAAAAAGGCGGCAAAGUCGUCAAGUCCCAAACCACCAAGCCGGACCUCCAGAAGGACCAAGUCCUUGUCAAAGUGACCGCGAGUGGAUUAUGCGGUACCGAUCUGCAUUACCGGGAGGCCGACAUGGGCCUCGGCCACGAGGGUGUUGGCGUUGUUGAAGAGACGGGACCAGCAGUAACACAUCUAAAGAAGGGCGACCGUGUCGGAUGGGGUUAUGAGCACGACAGCUGCCUACACUGCCAAGAAUGCCUUCGCGGUAAUGAGACAUACUGCGCUCAGCGGGCAAUGUACGGGUUUGCAGACUUGGACCAGGGCUCGUUUGCGUCCCACGCUGUCUGGCGCGAGGCGUUCCUGUUCCAAAUUCCGGACGCAUUGAGUGACGAGGUUGCGGCUCCUCUCAUGUGCGGUGGUGCAACUGUCUUCAACGCUCUGCACGCAUACAAUGCUCAGUCGACUGAGACUGUUGGGAUUAUGGGCGUCGGUGGUCUCGGACACUUGGCUAUCCAAUUCGCCGCCAAGAUGGGUUGCCACGUCGUUGUUCUCAGCGGCUCUGACAGGAAGAAAGAGGAGGCCCUGAAGCUUGGUGCUCAGGAGUUUAUCGCGACCAAGGAUGUGAAGGAGAUCAAGCCUUCAAGACCUUUGAACCGCCUGCUCGUGUGCACGUCUGUGCAGCCGGAAUGGGAGAAACUCAUUUCCGCUUUGGCUCCAGGUGCUUCCAUCCACCCACUGUCGGUCGACGAGGGCAAUUUCUCCAUUCCAUACAGUAAGUUCCAGCUCUCACCAGUCGUUGCUGUGCAAUUGCUAACGUAGCUCGCAGUGCCCCUUAUCGCCAACGGUCUGACCGUUCAAGGCUCCGUCGUCGCUUCCCGAUACAUCCAGAACCGCAUGCUCGACUUCGCUGCGCUCCACAAGAUUGAGCCAAUCGUCGAGAAGUUCCCAAUGAGCGAGGAGGGUAUCAACGAGGCCAUGGACAAGCUGAACGCAGGCAAUGUUCGCUACCGCGGUGUCAUGAUUGCUCAAUAA
Messenger RNA from Lecanosticta acicola, 1050 nucleotides. Lineage: Eukaryota; Fungi; Ascomycota; Dothideomycetes; Mycosphaerellales; Mycosphaerellaceae. The record is from the annotation of a GenBank genome assembly.